AUGUCUGUAAUAAAAAGCUCCGCCUUGGCAUCUAUAACAUCCGCUUAUACUGAUUCUGAGGAUGAAAUUGAUGAUUGUACGCUAUAUGACCAUCAGGAAACAUUACCUAUACACGCUAUCAUACCACAAAGUUUUCAAAAGAGUAACUCUUCAACCCCCGAAAAGUUGACCAUGACGGAAGAAUUGGUAUCAGAUUAUAAAUUUGAAGAGGACGACUUUCAACUUCUACCAACGUCUGUAGAUCCAUAUCCUCCAGAAUUACAGGCAAGAUUUAAUAAUUAUAUCAAAGUUGCAGAAUCAAGUGGUUUAGAUUUUAAUUCGGUGAUGCAAAAUCGGAAGGAAUUCAAGAAUCCAUCUAUUUGCGAGAAGCUUAUUCUUCAUUGCGGCUUAGAUGAAUCCGGUACCAAUUUCUCAUCAGAUGUAUUCGACCGAUUCAAGUGGAGUAAAGAAGCUCACUAUAAUCAACUGGAUAAUGCCCAACAAAAGUUGAUGAGUCAACUGGAAAAAUCAAAAACUCAACAAGUAAAAGUUGAAAUUGUAUCUGGUGUCGCUAAACAUCCUUCUCCCAACGAACUUAAUAGACAUUCUAUUGAACUUUCAAAUUAA
Molecule: messenger RNA, 606 nt
Organism: Cotesia glomerata
Lineage: Eukaryota; Metazoa; Arthropoda; Insecta; Hymenoptera; Braconidae
Product: SAP30-binding protein-like
Exons: 2
Coding region: 1-606 (201 amino acids)
Biological process (GO): regulation of DNA-templated transcription
Cellular component (GO): nucleus
Source: RefSeq, a predicted model, not a curated record